Strigops habroptila (Kakapo) is the source of this 1227-nucleotide messenger RNA. It is a transcript of the gene NOSIP, whose product is annotated as nitric oxide synthase interacting protein. Gene Ontology annotation, molecular function: ubiquitin protein ligase activity. The coding region runs from base 271 to 1062 and encodes 263 amino acids. The record is from RefSeq and is a predicted model, not a curated record. NCBI's taxonomy places the organism in Eukaryota, Metazoa, Chordata, Aves, Psittaciformes, Psittacidae. The transcript has 9 exons. Gene Ontology annotation, cellular component: nucleus.
CCCAGUUCCGUUAGCGGCACUUCGGCUUCCGGUGCGGCGGGUGACGGAGCUGCCGGGCCCGGGGCCCCCCGAACCCCUUCGGGACCCCCCCGAACCUCUUUGGGCCCUCCGAACCUCUUUCGGGACCUCCCGAACCCCUUCGGGAGCUUUCGGGACCUUCCGAGCCCUAUUCGGGACCGCUCGGGACCCUCCGAACCCCCUCGGGAUCCUUCGGCCGCUUCGGGACCUUUCGUGCCCGCUCGGGACCGUUCGCUCCCUCCUCAGGCCGCCAUGACCCGGCACGGGAAGAACUGCACGGCCGGGGCCGUGUACACGUACCAUGAGAAGAAGAAGGACACGGCGGCCUCUGGCUACGGAACCCAACGCGUCCGCAUCGGCCGUGACGCCGUGAAGGACUUCGACUGCUGCUGCCUCUCGCUGCAGCCCUGCCGGGACCCUGUCGUCACCCCCGAUGGGUUCCUGUAUGAGCGUGAGGCCAUCGUGCGGUACCUGCUGCACUGCAAGGGGGAGCUGGCGCGGCAGAGGAAGGCCUAUCGGCGGCAGCAGCAGCGGGAGCAGCAGCAGCAGAGCCCCCUGGCGGCCGCCGGGAGCACUGAAGACCCUGCCCCCGGCCCCUCUGGGACCCUCCCGAGCUUCUGGAUCCCGUCACUGACCCCCGAGGCUGGAGCUGAGCGGCUGCGUAAGCCUGAGGGGGGCGCGCGCUGCCCCAUGAGCGGGCGGCGCCUGCGGCUGCGGGACCUGGUGCCGGUGCGGUUCGUGGCGGCGGAGCCGGGGCUGCGGCGGCGGCAGCUGCUGGCGCGGGCCGAGGGGACGCGCUACGUGUGCGCCGUGACGAGGGACGCGCUGGGCAACGCCACCCCCUGCGCCGUGCUCCGGCCCUCAGGGGCCGUGGUGACGCUGGACUGUGUGGAGCGGCUCAUCCGGAAGGAGAUGAAGGACCCGGUGACAGGAGACCCCCUGACCGAGGCGGACAUCAUCGUGCUGCAGCGGGGUGGAACCGGAUUCGCCGGCUCCGGGAUCUGUCUGGAAGCAAAGAAGUCCCGGCCCGUGAUGCAGGCAUAGGGGGGGACCCCAAAACCCCCCCAAAACCCCCCCAAACCCCCCCAGCACCCCCUUAUCCCACUCUGAACCCCCCAACCCCACCAUCAAUCCCCCCCAAACCCCAUUGGGGGGACCCCAAACCUUCCCCCCCCCCCAAUAAAGGUGUUUGUGUGUUUGGCUUCAUGA